Messenger RNA from Colletotrichum karsti, 1638 nucleotides. RefSeq lists its product as uncharacterized. Gene Ontology annotation, cellular component: nucleolus; Noc4p-Nop14p complex; small-subunit processome. NCBI's taxonomy places the organism in Eukaryota, Fungi, Ascomycota, Sordariomycetes, Glomerellales, Glomerellaceae. Bases 1 to 1638 code for a protein of 545 amino acids. The record is from RefSeq and is a predicted model, not a curated record. Gene Ontology annotation, biological process: ribosome biogenesis. The transcript is spliced from 3 exons.
AUGCCCUCCAAAGCAUCAGGCGAAGGCCUGAAGAGGAAACGAGUCCCCGUCAAGGAAAAUUCGAAGAAGCGCGCCAAGUCCGAGUCCGAGUCGGAAACUGAUAGCAGCGGCGAUGAGAGCGACCCUCAGGCCGACAUCCUGCUGCUUGAGAAUGAGAUUCUGGAGUCCAAGAAGAACUAUAACAACAUCACAAAGCUGAUUCAGAUCGCCAAAACUUCCGACGAUGAACCCGAGUCAGCAACCCUGGCAUCCGUUGCUCUUUGCAGAGUUUUCGUGAGAUUACUUUCCGCCGGUGCUCUCCUUAAGAAGAAGGGCAUGAGUGAGAAGGAAUCGGUUGUCGCACAGUGGCUCAAGGACCGGUACUCCGAGUACAAGACGCUGCUCAUCGAACUUUUGGGCGAUGAGGACCUGGCGUCGACGGCGUUGACUUUGGCUAUGCGGUGCCUCAAGGCCGAGGCGCAGCACCUGAAUGACAGAGAGGAGUACACCUUUCCCCAAAAGUUCCUCCAAGACAUCCUCGCGGGUCUUCUGAGCUCAGACAGCGACGAUGCUCGUGUUGAGUUUGUGGAAAAGUAUUUGGGUGGAUACGACGACAUCAGAUUCUACACACUAAAAGCCAUCAAGGCCAUGGCCGACGAAGCUGGCGAUGCGUCAAAAGAGGAGCUCUUUGACGAUGCAUUUGAACUGUUGUCAAACAUUGGCGAAGUGCCAACAGAACUGGAGAACUACUACAUCGAGAAGCCCAGCAAGAAGUCACACAACCUCAACUCCCUGCACCAGCACAAGAGGCAAGGCCAGGACGCCUGGCUCGCCGUUUUGAAGCUGGCGUCGACCAGGGAACAGCGUAAGCAGGUCUUGGACGUCAUGUCCACUGAGAUUGCUCCCUGGUUCAUCAGGCCGGAAUUGCUUGCCGAUUUCCUUACAGACUCAUACGACGCCGGCGGUUCGAUCUCGCUGCUUGCUCUGUCCGGUGUGUUCUACCUCAUCAAGGAGCGCAACCUCGAUUACCCCUCCUUCUAUACGAAGCUCUACUCCCUGUUGGACCGCGACAUUCUUCACUCGAAGCACCGCUCAAGAUUCUUCCGCCUCAUGGAUACCUUCCUCGCGUCGACUCACUUGCCGGCGGUGCUGGUGGCGAGCUUUAUCAAGCGGCUGGCGCGACUCAGUCUCAACGCGCCUCCGAGCGCCAUCGUCUUUAUAGUGCCGUGGAUGUACAACAUCUUCAAGAGGCACCCGCUGUGCACCUUUAUGAUCCACAGAGAGACGAGAGACCCGGAUGUCAAGGCUCUCAUGGAGACGCAGGGUCUGGAUGACCCUUUCGUGGAGGAUGAGAUGGACCCGAUGGAGACACACGCGAUUGACAGCUGCCUGUGGGAGAUCGUACAGUUGCAGUCGCAUUACCACCCCAACGUCGCGACGAUUGCCAAGAUCAUGUCUGAGCAGUUCACAAAGCAGUCCUACAACAUUGAGGACUUCCUAGACCACUCUUACAGCAGUUUGCUCGAGGCAGAGAUGUCCAAGAUGGUCAAGAAGCCGCCCGUGAUUGAGUACCAGAUUCCCAAGAGGGUGUUCCUGCCGAACGAUCCAGAGUCUGGCGUUCAGGACAGCCUACUGACGAAGUUGUGGAGCUUUCAGUGA